Tinamus guttatus (white-throated tinamou) is the source of this 759-nucleotide messenger RNA. It is a transcript of the gene MYL2, whose product is annotated as myosin light chain 2. The record is from RefSeq and is a predicted model, not a curated record. NCBI's taxonomy places the organism in Eukaryota, Metazoa, Chordata, Aves, Tinamiformes, Tinamidae. Gene Ontology annotation, molecular function: calcium ion binding.
UGACAACAACAAGCUGCUCUCCCAGAUUAGCGGGAGAGGGACGGAGGAAGCCAGAGACAAGAGAGUUGGGGGCGGCCGACUUACCUAUCACAGCCAAAAGUGGGCAUGGGGUUAUUUUUAAACUGGAAGGGGCCGUAUUUAUUGUUUCGGCCGGGGGAGAAGGGAGGGACUGCCUCCGAGAUUCCUCCUGCAGCAGCAGCAGCGGCCGAGCGGAGUCAUGGCACCCAAGAAAGCCAAGAAGAGGAUCGAGGGUGCUAAUUCCAACGUCUUCUCUAUGUUCGAGCAGGCCCAGAUCCAGGAAUUCAAAGAGGCAUUCACCAUCAUGGAUCAGAACCGCGACGGCUUCAUCGACAAGGCGGAUCUGAGAGACACCUUCGCUGCGCUUGGGCGCCUGAAUGUGAAAAACGAGGAGAUUGACGAGAUGAUAAAGGAGGCGCCUGGACCAAUUAACUUUACUGUGUUCCUGACCAUGUUUGGAGAGAAACUCAAGGGUGCUGACCCAGAGGAAACCAUCCUGAACGCGUUCAAGGUGUUCGACCCGGAGGGGAAAGGCCUGAAAUCAGCCUACAUCAAGGAAAUGCUGAUGACGCAGGGCGAGAGGUUUUCCCAGGAAGAGAUUGAUCAGAUGUUCGCAGCCUUCCCUCCAGACGUCUCCGGCAACCUCGAUUACAAAAACCUCGUCCACGUCAUUACCCACGGUGAAGAGAAGGACUAGCCCGCUCGCACCCUCAGCACAGGGGCCGGCAUCAUGGGAUCACC